AACCUCGUGGAAGAGGCUGUUUUGAGCAGUGCCACGGUGCAGAAUUACAAUGGGGAAGAAAAGUUCCAGAGAUCCCACAAGAGGAGGGGCUCCAAAUCCAGCCUAGGGUGCUCCGAGGAGGAAAGAUCCACCCUGUGCCAGGAAGGUGGACAGAGCUUCAGUCAGAGCUCAGAACUGGUGGCCCAUGAGCAGCUUCAUGACAAAGAGAGGCCCUAUGAGUGCUUGGACUGUGGGAAGAGCUUCAGGCAGAGAUUCAACCUGAUCUGCCACCAGAGGAUCCACACUGGGGAACGGCCCUAUGAGUGCUUGGAAUGUGGGAUGAGCUUCAGCCACCGGUCCGACCUGGUUGUCCACCAGAGGUUCCACACCCGGGAGAGGCCCUACGAGUGUCCCAGGUGUCAGAAGUGGUUUCACACCAGCACUCACUUCCUUGUACAUGAGCGGAUUCACACUGAGGAGAGGCCCUUCUGCUGCCCCAACUGCAGGAAGGGCUUCGAGCACAACUCCAACCUCGUCACCCACCGGCACAUCCACACUGGGGAGAGGCCCUAUGAGUGUCCCCAGUGUGGGAAGAGCUUCUCAGACCGGUCAUUCUUUAACUGACACCAACAGAGUCACUGGUAAGGGCAGCUCUGUGAGAGCCCUGCCUGCAUGUAGAGCUUCAUGCACUGCUCCAGCUCCAUCCCCAUCAGAGGACCCAUGUUGGUCAGAGCCCUGGUGACCCAUAUUCCCUUUGGUACACAGUGGGAAGUGUCACCCUGGUUUUUUAAGAUUUUCUAAGCCUUCUGAUGUUGACAUUCUUGUAGUGAAUUUUCUCA
Molecule: messenger RNA, 818 nt
Organism: Zonotrichia albicollis (white-throated sparrow)
Lineage: Eukaryota; Metazoa; Chordata; Aves; Passeriformes; Passerellidae
Source: RefSeq, a predicted model, not a curated record